AUGACUGACUGCCCUGCAGAGUGCUGUAUGGCUAGCUACACCACAGCCAGCACCUGGCAGGAGAAUCAAAGAAACGCUACUUCACUAAAGAAGUGUAAGAUCAGGCCUGAGGACCUUGAGACUGCUGCUUCUGACCAUGACACAUGGUGGCAGCGCUACUAUGAGGGAACUCAGAGGCUGGAGGAGGACAGGACUGCCAGAAGACACCGAAAAAGACUCAGUAGAAACACACCCACACCCAUGACUGCCAGUAUCACCACCACUACAAGCUACUCAUGUCCCACCUGCAAUAGAAUAUGUGGCUCCAGGAUUGGACUCUUUCGCCUACAACAAACUCACCGUUAA
Xyrichtys novacula (pearly razorfish) is the source of this 345-nucleotide messenger RNA. NCBI's taxonomy places the organism in Eukaryota, Metazoa, Chordata, Actinopteri, Labriformes, Labridae. The record is from the annotation of a GenBank genome assembly.